CCGGUGAACGAUCAACACAUUGUUACCACAGGACGGGAGUUGCCCAUUUUAUCUGGCUGCAGAGUUGUAAUAGUGGCCCGGUGGGAAGUGUUAUGUGCAGUAGAUGCGGGGCUCUUAGGAUGACGUCAUGGACGCGACAAUAUGUGUCACAUGUCCCUUAGCCUGUCUCUGGCAUAGUGCAAACAGUAUUGGAGGUUCCCAUUCCCAUCUCUCCUGGGUCAGAGAAGGAAAGUUAUUGGUUUGCUCUUUGCCAGUAUGACAUUGGUUCAUAGAAGGAUACUGGAAGAUGCGGCUGCCAUAAAAUGAACGUUGUUUGUCUCUGGAUCUCGUUAGCGCCCUGAAGCACAGGCAUGUUUCGCUGGAGCAGUGCGUUCCGUUUCUCACUGAGACUGCAUCAGGCCCACAGUAUAAAAACUGAACUAUUGGUGGACCAUUUAAAGAAAUGCAGCAAUGAAUACCAGGUGUUGCAGCUGAUUGGGAUGAAUAGGACCAGGCUUACUGUAGACCAUGUGAGUUGUGCAAUGACCUUACUUUGGAAUAUUCAGGAAGGGAAACCCAGUAGGUGGGCAACUCUAAGCCAUGUUCGAGAUCACCCGGAAUUUUCUGCGCUUCGUGCUCUAGCACACCAUAACGUAGAGCUAAUGAAUGAUAACGACCUGGUGGAUGUGCUGUAUGCCCUUAUAAGAUUUCAGGUGGAAGCUCACGAUCCUUUAGUACAACAGCUAGUAGUUGAAGGCUGGAAAAGAUUAGAAUGCCUUGACCUUCAAGUACUGUCUAAAUUUGCGUAUUGCUUGAAAAAACAAGAUAUGACCAGCAGCCCACUUAUGGGACAAAUAGCCAACAUCGUGGGCAGGAGUCUGGACGAUACAAGCGAUGCCACAGCACUUUCCAAUUUUUUGACCAGCUUAAGCACCGUGAGCUCACCGGAUCUGCAAGAGCGCCUGAUCAAAAAGACAGAAUCUGUAAUUGAAAAAUUGAAUGCCAGUAAUUUCAGGCACGCACGCAGGGUUAUGCAUCUGUUUCCUAAAUAUAAAUAUUCCUGUGCCUCCCUGCUGGAUAAAUGCGACCAGUUCUUCCAACACAAUAUAAAUGCAUUUGAUAGGGACAGCCUUUGUAGUAUUACUGCAAUGUAUCAUUCUCUGCAUCUCUACAAUACGGACUUCCUUGUAAUGGCAAAGGAAAAGCUGAUGGGGAUGGUGGACCUGUGUAAUGAUGCUUCCAGUUUUGCAAAACUGUAUGCUACCUUAGGCUGUAUGACAUCAGAAGAAGAGCGAAAAAGACUCGAUGAGAAGCUACUGACAUAUGCAGAUGAAAUGCAACUUGCCCAAUUACUUGCUGUUUUGAAAGCCAUGGAAGACACUGAAUGCACAAAUAUCAUUCUCAUCAACAAAAUCGCCUCCCUCUUGCAGAAACACUUGCAUGUCUGUAAACCAGCACAACUAAAACUCAUAACGGAGAGCUUGGUGCAGCUGCAAUACCAAAAUGCCGUCUUCUUUAAAGAACUGCAAAUGCAUUUAAAAAGGAAUAUAAUAUCAAAUUACAAACCAUUUGAAGUGGCAGCAAUGAUUAGAUCCCUGUCCCUGUUGUUAGAUGACCAAGUGGAUGAAGCUGUCAUUGCUAAGAUUAAUGCUAUAAUUCCGCAGUGCACGUUACCAAACUUGGAAAAGAUGGCGGUCUUCCUCACACAGUUGCAGAAGGUUCACAUUAGUAAGUAUGAAUCUGCAACUUACAAGAAACUUCUAAAGAAAAUGAACCACUAUGGACUCGAGAGAAUUCAGAAAAUGGAGAACAUUGAUCACCUUCUGAAUGAAUUAAGGCAUAUUGAGACUAUGCAUUGGAUGACGACAGGGCUUAGAGUGGGAAUGCUGGACAGCUGCCAGCGUUUGCUCUAUCAGGUCACCUGGAGAAACGUUACACAGCUUUCUGUAUUCGUUAUGCAAAUGAACACUCUAAGGAGUUCUUUUUAUGAGAAAAUUACAUCCGUGGUCAUGGAGGAUAUUACAAAGAUUCAUCCUUCCUACAUUUAUUUAAUUACACGUCCUUUCAGUAUGUUGAAUUAUGACUCCUCUCAAGAAAAAGAGUUCUUUAAUUUGUGCAUACAAUAUGUACUAGAUCAUUUGGAUUCAUUCAGUCCGUCCUUCUUGACGAUGGUGGGUUUCAAUUUUGCUUUAUCUGGGUAUUUUCCAAAGGACCUAAUCAAAGCUAUUUUCAAUACUCCGUUCCUGAGCAAACUGGAUGCAUCUACAAGCAUCCUUCUCCCUAAUCAUAACUUGAACACGCGGCUGUUUCUUAUGAAGCUAAAUCGGGCAGUCUGUAUCGAGCACCCAGAAUAUUUGAUACCGUGGUUCCAUUCUUCUUUCUGUAAGCAGGUGCAGAGAAGUGAGAUAACUUCCACACAUACGGAGAUUCAUCAGUUAUUGGGAGAAAUUCUUGGAGGAACAAAUUAUACAAAAAUGUCUGUCUUAACGCCAUACAGUUAUUCAAUAGAUUUUGAAUACAUUCUGGACAGCAACAAAAAGCCAAUUGAGUACAUGGAGGAUAAUAGUAUUUCUGCUAACUGGUUAAAAGAGCAUGAGCUUAGCAGUCAAGUUCAGGAAAACAAGCCACUACCCCAAGGCGCUCAAAGAUUUGCAGUGGUCUUGCUUAGACCAAGGGUGAUCGUCAGAUAUUCUUCUCAUCUAAAAGGACCAUAUGUGAUGAUGAAAAGGCAUUUGGAGAUCUUGGGGUACCAUGUAGUUCAGAUCCCUCUUUAUGAAUGGAAACAGCUGACAUUAGAAUCGGAAGUGACCCAGAAAACCUACCUUAGGAAGAAGAUAUUUCCUGAUAACUUAUAAAAUGUAUUUUUCAUUAUUAAUAAAAACUGAUUUUUACUGAA
This is a messenger RNA of Pseudophryne corroboree (corroboree frog), 2875 nucleotides long. RefSeq names its product FAST kinase domains 1 (gene FASTKD1). The coding region runs from base 351 to 2834 and encodes 827 amino acids. Gene Ontology annotation, molecular function: RNA binding. Gene Ontology annotation, biological process: regulation of mitochondrial mRNA stability; mitochondrial RNA processing. NCBI's taxonomy places the organism in Eukaryota, Metazoa, Chordata, Amphibia, Anura, Myobatrachidae. The transcript has 15 exons. Gene Ontology annotation, cellular component: ribonucleoprotein granule; mitochondrial matrix. The record is from RefSeq and is a predicted model, not a curated record.